This is a messenger RNA of Acanthoscelides obtectus, 457 nucleotides long. The record is from the annotation of a GenBank genome assembly. NCBI's taxonomy places the organism in Eukaryota, Metazoa, Arthropoda, Insecta, Coleoptera, Chrysomelidae.
UUCAAUCUGGCUUAGAGAUGUUGGUUUUCUUGUGGAUAUUACAUAAACAUUAAAUGAACUUAAUUUGCAACUUCAGGGGAGAGACACAGAACUACCAGAAAUGAUUUCUGAUAUAAAAGCGUUUAUGAAAAAUCUUGAGUUUCUGGAACAAAACUUAAUCUAUGGCGAUACCAGGCAUUUUCCUGUUCUUUCAGAAAGUCCGUUAAAACCAUUUGAUAGUAAUUAUCAUGUAGAAAUAGUCUCUAGCUUGAAGGAUAGCUUCAAAAAUCGUUUCAAGGCUUUCAAAGAAAUUGCUGUAGUGGCGCGAUUUGUUGUUUCACCCUUCAUGGAAAAAUAUAUUCAACUGUUUGCAACUUCUGUUACGCAGAAUUUUAGCGAAGACAUCGCUGCGACAGAAAUGGAAGUAAGCUUCAGCUUUCACAAAAAAACAUGCAAGUUGGUUCUAUUUAUCGCUUAA